GGUUAUAUCUGAGAUUUCAUCAACAUAUCUACCAUCAUGCUUCGGCGCAAUCUCAGUUUGCCUCCUAACAAACAGAGGCAGACUGGAGUUUCAUUGCCUCCAUCGCACAUGAGUGUUGUGCCACAUUGUGAUCAACGGAUUUCACAACGUGAUACGAAAUCUAAAGCUUUCGUAACUAGAGCUAUAACCAACUUGAUUGAGUUUUUAGAGUCUACUGAGUAUCCCAACGCCAUUUCUACUCGUCUGCUUCAAUCCCCCAGUUCAAAAGAAAUAUUUUGCAUUUUUGAGCAUGUAAUACGCCAAAUAUCGCCCACGUAUCGUAUUGGACGACCAGGAACAAAAGUGGAAGAUUCAUGCCUUGACGCGCUAACGAAGCUAGGCUAUCCAUAUGUGCUAAGCAAACAGUACUUGGCCACUCCGGGUGCUCCGCACGCUUGGCCAUCCGUGCUCGCGGCACUAGAUUGGCUUCGUGAGCAAGUGGUUGAGACACAUGAACUUCGGAAAUCCGACUCUUUGUUUAAGUAUGACGACGAACAAGACACUACACGGGAACCGGUGGGCAAGGUUCUUUACGAAUGUACUCUAGCCGAACUCAACGGACAACGGUCCAUGGAUGAACUGGCACAGGUGAGUCUAUUUGUAUCACAUAUCUUCAUUUGUCACCUGCUUUGCCUUGGAUCCUAGUGGUAUUUCUGUCGCGACGUAAUACAAUCGUUUACUGUUUUUGUUCUCCUGAGUCCACUUGUAGUGAAUUCCAUCUGUUCUUUGAUCGUCUUAACACACACCGCAUAGCCAC
Dicrocoelium dendriticum is the source of this 796-nucleotide messenger RNA. NCBI's taxonomy places the organism in Eukaryota, Metazoa, Platyhelminthes, Trematoda, Plagiorchiida, Dicrocoeliidae. The record is from the annotation of a GenBank genome assembly.